AUGUUUCAGGCUGGUUUUGUGCCUCCGCAGGACUGCAUGGUGGACGAGGACUGCGGGGACCUGAAAUACUGCCUGUAUGAGAUCGAGAACUCCAAGUGCCUCCCCUGCAUACCAACAGACAUGCCCUGCACGAAGGACGAGGAGUGCUGCUCGGACCAGCUGUGUGUGUGGGGCCAGUGCACGGUCAACGCCACCAGAGGGGCGGAGGGGAGCAUCUGCCAGGGUCAGAGCGACUGCCGCCCGGGCCUCUGCUGCGCCUUCCAGAGAGAGCUUUUGUUUCCAGUUUGCAACCCCAGACCGGGGCAGGGGGAGUCCUGUCUGAGCCACCCCAACCUGCUGAUGGACCUGCUGGCCUGGGACCAGGAGGGCCCCCGGGAUCACUGCCCGUGUGCCGACGGCCUCCAGUGCCGGCCUCACGGCCGCGGGUCGGUGUGUGGAGAGUAG
Molecule: messenger RNA, 444 nt
Organism: Menidia menidia (Atlantic silverside)
Lineage: Eukaryota; Metazoa; Chordata; Actinopteri; Atheriniformes; Atherinopsidae
Source: the annotation of a GenBank genome assembly